GGAUAGACUUUAUAAAUUUACGUAAGCUCCACCAAUUAACUAACACCUGUUAUCUAGAACGAUUUGCGCUUGUCACAACUGACGUCAUAAAGUCGAUGUGGGAGAGAGAACAGCUGUGGGGUCGAAAACAAACAGAGUUUCGAGAUAUGAAGUACUUUAAAUCUCUUGGUCUCAACUUCCCACACUUUUGUUAUCAGACGAGGCAUAAAUAAGAGAGAACUCGAAGCGUUAAGGCCUUUUCUUCCAAUCGAUCAGAGAGAGGGUCAUGAUUUUCGUAACGCUUCUUCUACUUAUCUUAAUAACUUACGUAAAGUUGCACGACAAUAAUGGACACUUUACUAACGAUUGGGUGGUUAGAAUAACUGGAGGUAAUUACGUGGCUGAAGAAUUAGCUGGUGAACUUGGAUAUAGUAAUUUGGGUGAGUUAAAGGGAUUUAAGGAUACUUAUUUGAUGAGAAGAAUAGAUCAUCCUCAAAGAUCAAGAAGAAACUCGGCAGUACUCACUAAAAGAUUAUCUGAUGACAGGAGGGUUAUUUGGGCUGAACAACAAGUGAUUAAACCUAGAAUAAAGAGAGGUGUAAUUCGUACGAAGAGGGCAAAUCACGGUUUUCUUUACAAGGAUAAUUGCAGCAAUAAGUUUAAGGAUCCUUUCUGGUCCCAUCAAUGGUAUUUGUGCGACACUCGAGAUCGUCAGGAUUUACCUCGUAUCGACUUUAACCCUUCUUCUGUAUGGGAUGGGUUAAAUAUAACUGGAAGAGGAAUUGUUUUAACUGUCAUGGACGAUGGUUUGGAAUGGAAUCAUACGGAUAUCCUGCCGAAUUACGAUCCCGAAGCCAGUUGGGAUAGCAAUGAUAACGAUCCCGACCCUUUUCCUCGUUACGACGAAUACGACUCUAACAAUCACGGAACACGAUGCGCUGGAGAAAUAGCAAUGGUUGCCAAUAACGAUAAAUGCGGUGUGGGGGUAGCUUAUAAUGCAAAAAUAGGAGGGAUUAGAAUGUUAGACGGGGACGUAAGCGAUGCGGUGGAAUCUGUCUCUAUAGCCUUUAGAAUCGAUCACAUCGAUAUAUUCAGUGCCUCUUGGGGUCCUUCAGACGACGGAAUGACCGUAGACGGACCCAAGAGAUUAGCCAUAGAAGCUCUGGAGAAAGGUAUAUUCGAAGGUCGUAACGGAAAAGGAGUCAUUUAUGUUUGGGCAUCCGGAAACGGUGGAUCCAAAGGAGACAACUGUAAUUGCGACGGUUACACCAGUUCCAUUUACACUCUAUCAAUCGGUAGCGCUAGUCAACACGGACGAUUUCCUUGGUACGGAGAGAAAUGUGCGUCGACCAUGGCUUCCACCUUUUCUAGUGGUGCAUACACGGACCAGAAAAUCUCUUCUACAGAUUUGCACAACCAAUGCACUGACGAUCAUACAGGAACAUCCGCUGCAGCCCCUUUGGCAGCAGGAAUGAUCGCAUUAGUGUUGGAAGCGAAUGGGAAUUUAACGUGGAGAGACGUACAACACAUAGUGGUGUGGACGUCUGACGUGGAACCACUGAAAGACAAUAACGGAUGGAAGAGAAACGCCAUAGGUUUAAUGUACAACAGUAGAUUUGGCUUUGGUUUGAUGGAUGCAGAAUCUAUGGUUAAAACCGCUCUGAAGUGGAAAUCCGUUCCACCGAAAUAUAUUACGACGGCUCAAUCUAUAACCGAAUUUCCCCAGCCACUUUCUUCGGGAAGAGAUGCGGAAAUAUAUUUCGAAACUGACUGCGGAAAAAAUACAGAAAAUGAAGUGCAUUACCUGGAACACGUUCAGGUAACAGUCGACGUUGAUUAUAACAGAAGAGGAGCUUUAGAACUGUACUUAAUUUCUCCAUCAGGUACG
This is a messenger RNA of Centruroides sculpturatus (bark scorpion), 1867 nucleotides long. RefSeq names its product neuroendocrine convertase 1-like. The record is from RefSeq and is a predicted model, not a curated record. Gene Ontology annotation, molecular function: serine-type endopeptidase activity. NCBI's taxonomy places the organism in Eukaryota, Metazoa, Arthropoda, Arachnida, Scorpiones, Buthidae. Gene Ontology annotation, biological process: protein processing. The annotation marks the transcript as partial. The transcript has 12 exons. Gene Ontology annotation, cellular component: Golgi membrane; trans-Golgi network.